Messenger RNA from Cuscuta campestris, 2308 nucleotides. The record is from the annotation of a GenBank genome assembly. NCBI's taxonomy places the organism in Eukaryota, Viridiplantae, Streptophyta, Magnoliopsida, Solanales, Convolvulaceae.
CGAACACACUUCCUACCCCCGUCAAUUGCACCCACAAGUUGAUUUUGACUUUGGGAGCACUCCGGGUCAUCCCAUGACAUUGGAACCCAAUGUCAUGGGAACCCCACCCAUUUAGUAAUGUAAUGUUGGGACAUGUGGGCCUAUAAAAUCGGCCCAUUUCGAAUAGACCCGAAGCCACCCAAAGUCCCCAACCCAGCAACCUGCCGGCGUCCGACCGAGCAAGAGGAAUGACGAUGGGGCUUCCCAGCUUAUCUUGGACAAUUUCCCGUCUCCACCCACUUCAAAGAUCCUCACUUUACCUCAAAAUCAGAGCUUUCAAGAAUCUAGGAGCGCCACAGAGGCGGUGGCCGGAAACGCCGUGGCAUGUUCUCCCCGCCUCACCCAAACCUCUCCCGGCCCUAUUUUCUUCUUCUUCUUCCUCCUCCUCAAGUUACAACCUUGCAAUGGCGGCGAGGAGAAAUCAGCAAAUCGCAGGCGAAAGUUUGGUUAUUCUGGGCAUUGAAACUAGCUGCGAUGAUACUGCUGCUGCUGUUGUGAACAGCAAUGGUGACAUAUUAAGCCAGGUCAUCUCUUCUCAGGCAGAACUGCUUGCUAAAUAUGGAGGAGUUGCUCCCAAAAUGGCAGAAGAAGCGCAUCUACAAGUUAUUGAUCAGGUAGUACAAGAAGCCCUCAAUAAAGCUAGACUAACCGAGAAGGAUCUUACUGCCGUUGCUGUCACAAUAGGCCCUGGCUUAAGCCUGUGUUUGCGUGUUGGCAUCCGAAAAGCUCGGCAAAUUGCGGGUGCUCACAAUUUACCGAUUGUUGGCGUCCAUCACAUGGAAGCUCAUACUUUGGUAGCCAGGUUAGUGGAAAGAGAGAUGCAAUUUCCUUUCAUGGCUUUGCUUGUCUCAGGUAACACUUCUCUACUUAAAGCAUUGAACUAUUGAACUUUACACCAAUAUUUUUUUCCCUUCAAAAUUGUGCUAAUCGUGUAAAUGAAAUUGAUGCAGGAGUGUGAUAAGGGUGUUUUACGGUGCUUAACUGCUACAAAUAAAUACUUUUGGCCAUUCUUAUUGUUUUUGCUUAUUUUCACCUAAAUUUAUAUUGUUAAGUUGUGCGACUAAUAUUAGACAAUAAAAUGGUGCUAUUAAUUUCAUGCCAUCGACCCCAAGAUUGGGAUUAAGGUCAUGAUGAUUGUUUCUUAGGAGGGCAUAACCUUCUAAUUCUUGCACGUGAUCUUGGUGAAUACAUUCAACUUGGGACCACAAUUGAUGAUGCAAUUGGUGAGGCAUAUGACAAAAUAGCGAAAUGGCUUGGGCUUGAUUUGAGGAAAAGUGGGGGCCCAGCUAUAGAGAAACUAGCUCUAGAGGGUAAUCCAGAUUCUGUUAAAUUUAAUGUUCCGAUGAAACAAUACAAAAACUGCAACUUCUCAUAUGCUGGUCUGAAGACACAAGUGAGGCUGGCAAUUGAAGCCAGAAAAAUUGAUGCCAGAAUACCCAUCUCUUCAGCUUCUAGUGAGGAUAGGCAAGCUCGGGCAGAUAUUGCUUCAUCUUUUCAGCGAGUGGCAGUGCUACAUUUGGAGGAUAAGUGCAAGCGAGCAAUUGAAUGGGCCUUGAAGAUUGAACCAUCCGUGAACCAUAUGGUUGUCUCUGGAGGUGUGGCCUCAAAUCAGUACGUUAGGGAUCGGCUUAAUCGGGUUAUUAAGAAGAAUGGACUUCAGCUUGUCUGUCCUCCUCCCACUCUAUGCACUGACAAUGGUGUGAUGGUUGCAUGGACUGGGAUUGAGCAUUUCCGGGUGGGAAGAUUUGAUCCUCCGCCUCCUCCAGAUGAACCUGAAGAUGCUUUGCUUGAUUUGCGACCAAGGUGGCCAUUAGGAGAAGAGUAUGCAGAGGGAAAAAGUGAAGCGCGCUCCCUGAAGACCGCCAGGGUUCACCCUUCCCUUACUUCUCUCAUUCAUGCGUCUUCAUCUUCUUCUACUAUUGUCUAACCGCCAGAGAAAAAACCCAAACCAAGUUGAUCAUAUGUCUCCCAAAAACACGCCGUGUUUCCUGAUGAAUGUUUGAAUGCUUUCAAACUAGAGAAUAGCAAGUGUUGAUGGUGCCAAGCUGGGAAAUGUUUGGCUCUUAGAUACACCUCUAGGGUGGUUUAGACAGUAUGGGGCUAACCAAAAGAGAGGUUUGAUGUGUUUGCUAUAGAGGAAGCCAAAGGGUGUCUUUGGGCUUUAUAUCUUUUAUGCAUCAAAGAAAGACAAAGUGACUCUCUAAAGUCUUUGUAAUGGCAUGAAAUUUGGGGUAUUCUUUGAUCAAUUUAUUAAAUUUUAUUCUACAAU